UUUAUCAUAGCUGUAAUUAAGCAAUUGUUGCUAUUCAAUCUGAUUGUAAUUGUUCAAGAUUUGUGAUAGCUAAAUUGGACUCGAGGUGACAACUGGUCGCCGAACGUAGGUCACGGGAUGAACGUUUUGCCUGACGGCGGUGUGGAGUGGUUGUGUGGUUCUCCCUAGAAAUGUGGUUGUGGCGGCAUACGGCUUUAAGAACGAGCCUAGCCACAUGGGAUUGUACCUCGGAGGUGUCAAUAUAAUGGGACACAUGUUGUAUUAAUAAUCAAACUCCAGGCAAAAACAGCUUAGCAACGGCGAUUGGAACUUUCUCGAUGCUUCCAACGAGUAUAUAACAAACAAAUGCAUUCGUACAGCGAGGAAAAUUUCCAUCCAUUUAUUAUUCGUGCGAUCGCCUUGGAGAGUGACACAUCGAGCAGUUUAUACCGAGCGUCUCAGCAAUCGUAUUUUGUGCCUAAAAUUAUUCUACGCAUAAUAAAGAGUUAUCCCGUUGACCGCGGAUUCAUUUGAACCCAAGAACAUUGUUAAUAGCGUUCAUUAAACUCAUUAUUCGUUAAACUUAUUAUUCGUUAAUCUUAUUAAUCGUUAAACUUAUUAUUCGUCAAACUUAUUAUUCUUCUUCUUCUUCUUCUUAUUAUUAUUAUUAUUAUUAAAUAAUUAACCUCGAUGAAAAGAAAGUAGGUAAAUAAUUUGUACGAGUGCAGUUGGCCAUAUAAUUAGUCGGAGAACGAUAGAAACUAGAUUGGCACAUAUAAACGCCUUGUACACACGAGAUCAUGCGGUUCUAAGAGUUAACCGUCUCUCGAGUGGCUCUAUACUUCGACGAAUUUUAGCAGAAUUUGUGUUUCGUACAAUAUACUCCGCUUAUAGAAAAAACUUGCGAUCCCUCGCGAGCAGUCAGUUUGUUUAAACUAUCGAAUGUGAAAAAAACAAUUUUGAUAUAAAAAAUUUCUUUCCAAAGAAGCAUCAGAUAACAAAAUAUAAAUUGAUACACGGUGCAUGAUAGUAUUCGAGUACCUAACUAUCUUUUCGUUAUCAUUGACACUUAUUCGAAACGAACUUAUCUUUUAUUAACUGAGUGAAAGAAAUUUAAUAAACAGAUAAUUGAAGCAUACAUGUAAACAGAUAAUCAAUAACGUUGCGUUUUAUAAAUAGUCGACCGUGUUUCUCUUGGAUCAGUAAUCCAUCAUGUUUCGACUAACGAUUGCAACGUGUUCCUUGCUAUUCGCGCUAAGCGCGGGAGUGGAUGUGGAUUGGUACAAAAAUAUCAUCGUGUACCAAGUCUAUCCGAGGAGUUUCAAAGACAGCAACGGAGAUGGUAUCGGUGACCUGAAUGGUAUCACCAGCAAACUGGAACACGUUAAGGACAUUGGUGCUAAGGUCGUCUGGCUAUCGCCGAUCUAUAGGAGUCCACAAGUUGAUUUCGGUUACGACAUCUCCAACUUUACGGACAUUGAUCCAGAUUAUGGAACUUUAGCGGAUUUCGACAAAUUGGUAACUAAAGCUAAGUCCCUCGGGCUCAAAGUGGUCAUGGACUUCGUGCCUAAUCAUAGCUCUAACGACCAUCCCUGGUUCAAAAAGAGUAUUCAAAGGAUUAAGCCGUACGAUGAAUACUACGUCUGGCACGAUGGCAGAAUCGUGAAUGGCACCAGACUGCCGCCAAAUAACUGGCUGAGCAACUUCCAGGGAUCUGCUUGGCAGUGGAACGACGUCCGCAAGCAGUAUUACCUACAUCAGUUUGCUGCAGGUCAGCCAGAUUUAAAUUAUCGCAGUCAGGCUUUAGAUCAGGAAAUGAAAAACGUGUUGACUUUCUGGAUGAAUCGCGGAGUCGACGGUUUCCGCAUUGACGCUAUCAAUCAUAUGUUCGAGGAUGCCAAGUUCCGGGACGAGCCGAGCGCAAACAGGACCGAUGUCCCUAAAGACGAUUACGAUAGCCUGGUGCAUAUUUACACGAAAGAUCAGAAUGAGACCUACGAGACGCUCCGGAGCUGGAGGGAAUUGAUGGAUGAACACUCCAACCGUACCCGAUCCGAUCCAAAGUUGAUUCUCACGGAAGCCUAUACUACUCAUGACCUAACCACUAAAUUCUACAGUGCUGGCUCCAAUGUUCCCUUCAACUUUAUGUUUAUUACAGAGCUGAACAACAAAUCUACCGCAAUGGACUAUAAAAAUCUGAUAGACAAGUGGGUCAAUACCGUACCUCAGGGUAGCGUGCCGAACUGGGUCGUGGGCAACCACGAUAAUCAUCGUGUGGCCUCUAGAUUCGGAAGACGACGAGCUGAUGAGAUUACCGAAAUGGCGCUGAUCCUACCUGGCAUAGCGGUUGUUUACAACGGUGAUGAAAUCGGAAUGAUAGACAGACAAUUCACGUACGCCGAAACUGUCGAUCCAGCUGGUUGCAACGCUGGUCCCGCCAGAUACUUUCUGAAAUCCAGAGAUCCCGAAAGAACACCGUAUCAAUGGGACAACAGCACCAGUGCUGGAUUCUCCACCAGUGCGAAAACCUGGCUGCCCGUGCAUCCAAAUUACAAGACCCUGAACCUGGAAGCUCAGAAGGAGCUAUAUUACUCUCACUACCAGGUAUUCAAAAGUGUGAUGAGCGUGAAAAGGCGACCAGUGAUCGCACACGGUUCCUUAAACGUUACCGUAUACGACCAAAGGGUUUUGAGUAUUACUCGCACUCUAGGAAAUGACACUGUAAUUGUUAUGUUUAAUUUUGCCAAUGUACCUGUCACCGUAAAUGCUAGAGCUGCCCUGCCACUUUCUCCUACUCUGAUAGUUCAUACCGUCAGCGUUGGUCCCAAUCUUCGUCCAGGUACCACCGUCUUCACAAAUUCGAUAACUAUUCCUGCAUCUGCUACUGUCAUGUAUACUACUCCUAAUAUAUUUUGGUCAAAGGAUGAGUAUGUUUGAUUUGCAUUUCUUUUUUAGCAUUGCUGAAGUGUCAAUGAUGUGUUAUUAAUGUAGAAGCGAUCUAACUCACAAUAAAUCUUAUUGUAUCCUAUAA
Messenger RNA from Bombus huntii, 3010 nucleotides. RefSeq names its product maltase 2-like. The transcript has a single exon. Gene Ontology annotation, biological process: carbohydrate metabolic process. The record is from RefSeq and is a predicted model, not a curated record. Lineage: Eukaryota; Metazoa; Arthropoda; Insecta; Hymenoptera; Apidae. The coding region runs from base 1192 to 2916 and encodes 574 amino acids.